This is a messenger RNA of Drosophila rhopaloa, 3619 nucleotides long. It is a transcript of the gene dila, whose product is annotated as centrosomal protein of 131 kDa. Lineage: Eukaryota; Metazoa; Arthropoda; Insecta; Diptera; Drosophilidae. Gene Ontology annotation, cellular component: centriolar satellite. The transcript is spliced from 8 exons. The coding region runs from base 56 to 3469 and encodes 1137 amino acids. The record is from RefSeq and is a predicted model, not a curated record. Gene Ontology annotation, biological process: cilium assembly; regulation of centrosome duplication; intraciliary transport involved in cilium assembly.
UGGCAGGACAUUCAGUUCGAAAACUAUCUAGAUGAGUGCCUCAUUUUAAGCUAUUAUGGAUUUAUGUCUAAAGGGCUCGCAGAUAAACCUCGCCACACGACAGAAAACGAAGCCCAAGUACACCAGUCGUUCGCUGACGACACUCCACAGUCCGUGUCCCCAUUUCCGGCCCCGUUCGGCCAACUUCCUGCAGCAGCGCAGUCGCUCCUCGCCUUUCCUGGGACGACCUCAGUCCGCGGACCCCAAGUUCGGUCGUCGACUGAGCAACUACUUCAGCGACAAGGAGCUGCGGCACAGCGGCAAGCGACAAGUUUCCUCCAACGACCUGCUGAAAUCCCUUUUAGAAGAACCCAUCAAGCGCAGUUGGCUGUGUCGCAGUAACUGCAACUCCUCGGAGUCGGAUUACUCGCUCCACAAACGCACCCCCGACAGCAGCGAGGAGGGGGAGCAGUUCCUGGUCACCAUGUCAGGUGGUGACAAGGGUAAACCCUACUCCGCCUACGCCGCCACCCAGGGGCUCAGUAAUGGAGCACUGCUGCAGCGCACUGCCAAGCCAGAUCUUCCGGGAAGGGUGUCCUUCAGCAAGCCAAAUAUGCACGCAGAUCUGGACUCCAGUGAUUGUGACAAUGACAAGCAGGAGGUGCGUUCUAGUAUCUCCGCGCCGGGGCCUUUAACCCUUCCCAGUUUCCUGAGCAAAGUGGAGCAGGCGGAUCCGACUGGCCAGAAGAAAUCCGUCCACUUUGGCUCCACUGCCGCCGAGGGAGAGGUUCUUGCGGAGACCUACGAGUAUCCCAAGUGUCCCUCGGAGAACUGCACUUGCAGCACGCGAUCUUCUUCCACAACAAGUACCAAUGAGGCCUCUUCAGCGGAGGUUAAGUGUGCCUGCGAUGCGCCCAGCUGUCGCUUUGUGGAGUCCACCCAACUGAUGGAACCAACUAUGGAUCCAGCCCCCACUCUCCCCAAGGCUCCCACACCAGAACUUAAUGUUAUCAGGGAGUACAAACAGGCAGUGGGAGGGGUUCAAGUGGUAAAGAAUCAUUUGGGUACAGAAACCCUGAACAACAUUGAGUUACUUCCCAGCUAUUUGGACAAGUAUGCCUCUCCCUCGAAGGAGAAGCAGAACAAUCUGUCCGAGACCAAGAACCUGGCCACCAGCACUUCCUCCACCAACAACAGUCCCUCGUCCUACAGAUCAACUUCCAACCCAAGGAACUUUGGGGCCGAGAACAACUUUUUGCCAGCGGUGCAGGAUGAUAGGAGGUCCUUUGGCAAUGGUAGCUCCGACUCCGUCAUUAACAACUACCUCAAGGUGGCCUCGACGCCUCCAUUUGUGGGCAAGAAAAAGGAGAACGUAAAGCCCGCCAGUGCGGAUCCCAUAGCGAGGAGCAGCAAAUCCAAGGGAACCAAGAUUACAGGCAAUCCAGGAACAGCUCCUUUGGGAAAACUCAAGAAGGCCAUCAGUGUGGGCAGCCUGCGAGAGGAGCGAAAGCUCUCCGAGUACAAUCUGGAUAAGGUGGACAGUUGGAUGAGCAUGCAAGAUCAGAAGCAGUUCGAUCACAAGCACAAACAGGGAUUGGAUGAUCUGGACGAGGGGCAGGAUAAUGAUACCGCCUCCCAAUUAUCCUUGAAGUCGAAUGAGGACUCGAGGGAUUCUACCUACGAUGAGAUAGUGUCCGUCAUCAAGGAAAUUGAAGAGGACAAGAAAAGGGAUAACUUUUCCGAGCGUAUUCCCAGUGAACUGAACUUGAAACUGGAUUCCCGAUGCGAAACCGCCGAAACAGUGACUCUAAGCGAAGGAACAGUUCCCGAAAGCGGAGAUAAGUACAAGGACAUCUUGGCCUAUCUGAACAACGUGGAGAGCAGCUGCGACAAGACGUUGAUGGAAACACGUCGCUCCAUGCCGGACAGCAAUCGAUCGGAGGUGGAAUUCGUGGUGGAGCCGGAUAUCACUGAUGAGGUGCCCAAGCUGUCUGAGCUGCUGAUGCUGCCCAACCACCAGUUGGCCAGGAGGGUCAUUGCCCUCAGCCUGAGAGCCAAUGAGUUGGCCAAUGCCAUCCACAUGUCCAAGGAGCACGUCUUCCAGCUGCGCGGCGAGAAGCAGAAGAGCCUGCGGGCCGAAAAGUCCACUGCGGCCGCCAAACUGCGUGAUCAGAAGAAGCACUACGAGGAGGUGGUGACCCGGCACCAGGGAUUCAUCGAGCAGCUGCUCAAGGACAAGGGCUCCCUCUGCGAGAAGGUGGCGGCUCUCACCCGUCGCCUGGAGAGCCAGAACCAAGCCUGGGAGCACCGACUGGAAACGGAGCUGACCAGGACCAAGGAGACCACCAUGGCGGGGGAAAAGAUCCGGCGAGAGCGUUGGGUGCGAGAGAACACCAAGAAGAUCAAGGAACUCACGGUGAAAGGCCUGGAGGCGGAGAUCAACAAGAUGAACUGUGACCACCAGCGCGAAGUGACCGAGCUGAAGCGCUCCCAUCAGUUGCAGUUGCUCGACGCUCUGGAGGAGGCGCGCACGAAGCACGAGCAGAUCGAGACGAGCAUCCGCGAGAGCUGUGCCCAGGAUCGGGAGGCCAUCAUCGAGAAGGAGCGGACGGCCAUUCGGGAGCGAUUCGAGCGCCAGCUGGAGGAGGAGCAAAGGACGCAGGCGGAGCAGCGCCAGAAACUGAACGAGGAGUUCGCCGGGGAAAGGGAGCGCCUGCAGACGGAACUCCGGCAGCGGGAGAAUGAGCACCAGGCCAGGAGACACGAGGCACUGCGGGAACAGGAGCAGGAGCUGGAGCAGGCCAAGUUCGAGAUGCAGGAGCGCAUGGCCAAGCAGGAGGAGAAGUACCAGAACCGCAUCAACACCAUCGAGCAGCAGUACCAGGCGGACUUCGAGCUCUGGAAGACGGAGCACGAGAACAAGGCCAAGUUGGCCCAGGCGGAGAAGGAGAACUCCAUAAGGCAGCACUACCGGGCGGAGAGGGAUCGCCAGCUGGAUGAGCUGGUGGUGCGCAUGGAGGCCGAUGCACUGCAGCAUGGCGAGGAGCACGAGCUGAAGAUCAAUCGCCUCAAGGAGAAGUACGAGAAGGAUCUGGUUCUGGCCGAGAGCGUGGAGAAGUCGCUGCGGGAGAAGUACGCGGAGACUCGCGGCAAACUGGCGGAGUCGGAUGCCCACGUGCGGAACAGCCAGGCGGAGGUGAAGCAACUCCAGCUGGAGCUCAGUCACAGCAAGAAGAUGUGCGGCGACAUCAUCAUGGAGCGGGACAGACUGCGGGAUAACCUCAAUGCGGACAUCCAGAACGAGCUGGGAGUGCUCAGUGAACGCCACAAGCAGGAGAUGGAUCAGCUUCAAAAGCGGGUCCACCAGACCAUCCAUCGACAGGAGGAGACCAUUGAGAUCCUCAAGGGGGACAACGAUGCCCUCAGACAGCAGUGCCUGAAACUAAACGCGGUCAUCAGGCAGCAGCGAAAGGAUUAUUGCGUCAAAUAGAUUGGAUUGGAGAUAAAACUGGGAAAACUAUGGAUAAACUAAACUAGCUUAUAAUCAAAUGUAUGGGAUCAACAAAACUGCUCAAAAAAACAAGCUUUGGGAUAUUAGUUUAAAGAUCAUUAAUAAAAAAUGAGUUCAUUAGGCUAAAAA